CCCAAUCAAAAUCAAAUCUGCACCACACCGCAUGAACUAUAAAUGCCGAUCUUGGCAAUGGUCCAGCAUCAGUCACCUGAAGUGCCAUCACAAUGUUUCCCCAGAUCUUCGUCGUUUGCGCCCUCGCAGCCUUCGCCAGUGCAGGAAUCCUAGAACCGUCUCUAUCCACCCUCAAAUUUUCUGUUGAGGAACCGUCUUCGGUCCUUCGCCUCGUCUCUCCGGCCAUCACCAAGACCGAGUUUGUGCCCGGAUCCUACUCGUCCUCGUUCCGAACCGACGUGAUCGCGCCGCGCCUACGACUCACGGAGACGCCCGCCGUCAGUUUCUCUGUACCUGACUCGACCAUCGCCCUCGCUCGCCUCGAGAAAAUUGUGCCCGCCGUUGAAAAGGUGGAACGUCUCGUUCCCUCGAUAGCGAUCGAUUCCGCCCAUCUUCUCCGUACCAAGCUGGACUUGGUCGAGCCUUUGCCAAUUGCCCGAGGAUACGUCGGACAUGCAGGUUUAAGUAUCCCUGUCACACGUGGUGUUGCAACCGGACAUGUUUUUUAA
This is a messenger RNA of Photinus pyralis (common eastern firefly), 548 nucleotides long. RefSeq lists its product as uncharacterized. The transcript is spliced from 2 exons. The record is from RefSeq and is a predicted model, not a curated record. Bases 93 to 548 code for a protein of 151 amino acids. Lineage: Eukaryota; Metazoa; Arthropoda; Insecta; Coleoptera; Lampyridae.